AUGGAGCAGACCAAAGUAAUCAAGCCAGAAACCCUGGAUGAUCUGAUUAAAACUCUGUACAAGAUUUUUGAAAAGGAGUCUGUGAAUCUGAAGGAGGAAGUGCAGGGCAUCAUGGAAGCCGAAAUCCACGAUCACACACACGCAGACUGCUUCAUGAAGAUCCUGCAGGGUCAGAUAACGGAGACGCGGUUCGAGUGGCCGGAUCUCAAAUGUGAGGCCAAGAUGGAGCCGAUAUCUGAGCGGGUCCUGCUGGAGAACCAGUACGCUUACAUCGAGGACUCCAUCGGGCUUCACCGCAUGGAGAACGCGAGUGACACUGAGGACGCGGUCAGUCUUCACCUCUAUUGUCCCCCGUACCAGACCUGCCAUUCCUUCGACGAGGGCACCGGAGAACGCCACACCAUGGAUUUGACCUUCUGGAGCAAACACGGGAAGAGGACACCUAACAGUCUAGCAUCAAAGGUGUAUCCGUGCCCUGCUGUUGGUGCUGCUGAGAUUCUACUCCUGAUCAUCAAGUCUGCUCCAAGGGAGUCCUGA
Molecule: messenger RNA, 537 nt
Organism: Rhinichthys klamathensis goyatoka
Lineage: Eukaryota; Metazoa; Chordata; Actinopteri; Cypriniformes; Leuciscidae
Product: cysteine dioxygenase type 1-like
Exons: 4
Coding region: 1-537 (178 amino acids)
Biological process (GO): L-cysteine catabolic process
Molecular function (GO): ferrous iron binding; cysteine dioxygenase activity
Source: RefSeq, a predicted model, not a curated record